UAAGGAAUUUUUUCUUUCUUAGAAACACAUUUGUUCUUUCUAAAUUUGCAUUAUGCAAUAUUUCUUUUACAUUCCCUAUUUUUUUUUAAUGAAUUUUCUAUAUUUUUUGUAUUCGCCUUGACUAGGUCUUACUAGGCAGAGUCACUAGGUUUCCAGAAGUCCAAAUAUUGUGAUCUUUAGAAAUAGAAAUAAAACUAAUUGUACCAACAACUGAAGGGGCAUGCUGCCUUUCAAGCUUCUUUUCCUUGAAGUUUAUAAAUUGAUUGGAAUGAAUUUCUUAUAUAUUAAAAAUCAAAAAAGGAUCAAAAAUCAUCUGAUCAAUAUCGGACCAAUCAUAUCCGAUCCAACCAAAACCAACCAGUUGACAAACCUACUAUGAAAAUUAGGAAACCAUUUCCCUCUUAAGCCUUAAAGGUUAUAGUAUACAUAUAUAGUUAAACCAUGCUUUGUUUUUAAUUAGGUACUAUAUAACCCUGAUAUUAGAUGUUCGUACUAGCCAAAAUAAAAAAUACCUUAAAAGUGUAUAAAUAAGUGGCCUAGGACUGCGUCUCCUGUUGUUUUCUGUUCCAUUUGUUUCCCAUUUUCCAACGCCCUAAGAAGCCUUUCUUCCUUAAUUUCCUACCCUCCAUGAACACGUCCAAGUUCCAAGCCAUGGAACCAAGACCCUCCUCCUUGAGUUGAAGAAUAAAGCAUUUGAAGUCAACAAGAAGGUGAUGUGGUUGUUGGUGCUGGUUGUGCUUUCAAACAUUAUGUGCCCAAACAAAGAAUCUCAAGUAGUUUUAUGUGGUGAUCGUCUCUUGGUCUCCACUGAUGAUGGAGAAAGAAAUGAAGUUGCAGAGACAAAAGAUGAAGAAGAACAAGAUGAUAACGAGAUAAGAAAUGAAGGAGAAGAAGAAGAAGAUGAUGAUGAUGACAACAUCAAGGGCUUUCUUCCAUGUUUGACGAUGAAUGAGGUCAAAGAGGAGCUUAAAUCUCUAGCGAAGAUCGCUUGUCCCAUACUAUUGACAAGCCUUCUUUUGUACUCCAAAUCAAUCAUCUCCACGCUGUUCCUGGGACAUCUAGGGGAUAUUGAGUUAGCUGGUGGUGCAUUGGCAAUGGGGUUCGCUAACAUCACCGGGUACUCUGUUAUAAAAGGGUUAGCAAUAGGGAUGGAACCAAUAUGUUGUCAAGCAUAUGGGGCCCACAGAUGGAGUGUUCUUAGCCAAACCUAUCAAAAGACUGUCUGUCUCCUUAUGCUCGUCAGUAUACCCAUUUCGUUUAUGUGGCUAAACAUGGAGCACAUCAUGCUUUGGGUGGGUCAAGAUAAAUCUGUCACCUCAGUGGCUCAGGUGAUCCUCGUUUUCUCACUUCCAGAUUUGUUUGCCCAGGCUAACCUCCACCCUUUGAGGAUCUUUUUAAGGACCCAAGCAUUAACCACACCACUCACCUUGGCUGCAAUAUUUGCAUCUGUUCUUCACUUUCCCAUCAACUAUCUACUUGUCAUAUACUUGAAUUUGGGGGUGAAGGGUGUUGCACUGGCCUCAGCUUCUCACUCAUACAACUUAAUUUUGGGUUUGUUAGUAUACUCAGUUGCAUCUGGAAAAGCAAUAAAGCCUUGGAGUGAAGCAUCAAUGACUUCAUGGUUUAUGGGUUGGCGUCCUUUACUUGCUCUGGCAGUUCCUAGUGCAUUAUCUGUAUGCUUAGAAUGGUGGUGGUAUGAACUGAUGCAGCUUUUGUGUGGAAUAUUAGUUAAUCCACGGGCCUGUAUUGCUGCAAUGGGAAUCCUCAUCCAGACAACAGGCUUAAUCUAUGCAUUUCCUCAUUCCUUAAGUACAGCCCUGACGACUCGUGUGGGUCAUGAGUUGGGGGCUAACCGGCCGGCGAGAGCUCAAUCGGCAGCAGUAAUUGGGCUUUCUGUAGCAGUAGCAUGUGGACUUUCAGCUGUGGCCUUCACAACUGCUGUGAAGAAUGUGUGGGGAAAGAUGUUUACAGGAGAUGAACAGAUUCUUGCUUUGACAUCACUUUCACUCCCCAUAGUAGGAUUUUGUGAGCUUGGAAAUGCUCCCCAGACAGCUGCUUGUGGAGUCUUUACAGGGUCUGCACGGCCAAAGGUUGGAGCAAAUAUAAAUUUUGGAUCCUUUUACCUCAUCGGGUUGCCGGUUGCAGUUUUCGUGAGUUUCAAGAUGGGAUUUUUGGGGUUGUGGAUUGGGCUAGUGGCAGCAGAAGCUUCAUGCUUGGGUAUGAUGUUGUAUCUAUUGCUCAAGACUGAUUGGAAGCUCCAAGCAAAGAGAGCUCAGGAACUAACUAGGGUUGCAGAGGGAUAUGAUUUGGAAGCCAGUUUGCUUCAAUGACAUCUGAAAGUAACUUAAAAGAGUUUCAACAAACCUCCCUUUCAUCAUUUUAUAUGAUGGUUUUACCCUUCAAAGUGCAGAAAUACAAUGUAGUGGUUAACUCAAUACAUAAAGCAUAUAAAUAUCUCAUUAAAAUUCCCAGAAAAA
Messenger RNA from Macadamia integrifolia, 2477 nucleotides. RefSeq names its product protein DETOXIFICATION 53. NCBI's taxonomy places the organism in Eukaryota, Viridiplantae, Streptophyta, Magnoliopsida, Proteales, Proteaceae. The record is from RefSeq and is a predicted model, not a curated record. The transcript has 3 exons. Gene Ontology annotation, molecular function: antiporter activity; xenobiotic transmembrane transporter activity. Gene Ontology annotation, biological process: xenobiotic detoxification by transmembrane export across the plasma membrane. Gene Ontology annotation, cellular component: membrane. Bases 714 to 2330 code for a protein of 538 amino acids.